CACGGCGGGAGAGGCCGAGCGCCGCGGUGGCGCUGGGCGCGGUGCGCUGUGAGCGGUGAGCGGUGAGCGGUGAGCGGCAGCCAUGGCGGAGACGGAGGGGGGCUCGGAGCAGGAUGACGUCUCGUUCCUCCGCACGGAGGACAUGGUGUGUCUCUCCUGCAACGCCACAGGGGAGAGGGUGUGCCUGGCGGCCGAGGGGUUCGGCAACAGGACCUGCUUCCUCGAGGGCAUCGCCGACAGGAACAAGCCGCCCGACCUGGCCGCCUGCGUGUUCGUGAUUGAGCAGGCGCUGUCGGUGCGCGCACUCCAGGAGCUGGUGACGGCGGCCGCCUCCGACACGGAGAACGGCGCGGUAGGAAAGGGCACCGGCUCUGGCCAUCGCACGCUUCUGUACGGCAACGCUGUGCUGCUGCGGCACCAGAACAGCGAUAUGUAUCUUGCGUGCCUCUCGACCAGCUCCUCCAAAGACAAGCUGGCGUUCGACGUCGGUCUGCAGGAGCACUGCCAAGGCGAGGCCUGCUGGUGGACCAUCCACCCGGCCUCCAAGCAGAGGUCCGAGGGCGAGAAGGUGCGGGUGGGCGACGACCUGAUCCUGGUGUCCGUCGCCACCGAGCGCUACCUGCAAGCGACCUUGGAAAACGAGGUGCCGAUCGUGAACGCCUCGUUCCACGUGACGCACUGGUCCGUGUCGCCGUUUGGGACGGGUCUCAGUCGCGUCAAAUACGUCGGAUACCUAUUUGGUGGAGAGGUGUUGCGCUUCUUCCACGGAGGAGAUGAAUGCCUCACGAUUCCCUCUAACUGGUCAGAGGACGACUCUCAGAAUAUCGUGGUGUACGAGGGCGGCAGCGUGGUGAGCCAGGCGCGCUCGCUGUGGCGGCUAGAGCUGGCCAGGACCAAGUGGUCGGGCGGCUACAUCAACUGGUUCCACCCGAUGAGGAUCCGCCACAUCACCACCGGCCGCUACCUGGGCAUCAACGAGCAGAACGAGAUCCGACUCAUGCACAGGACCGACUCUUCGGUGGCGUCCACCACGUUCUACCUGCGCGAGGAGAAGGACGACAACAAGGUGAUGCUGGAAGACAAGGACCUGGAGGUGAUCGGCACGCCGCUCAUCAAGUACGGCGACUCCACCGUCAUCGUCCAGCACAUCGAGUCCGGACUGUGGCUCUCCUACAAGGCGUUUGAGACGAAGAAGAAGGGCGUGGGAAAGGUGGAGGUGAAGCAGGCCAUCCUUCACGAGGAGGGCAAGAUGGACGACGGCUUGGAGUUCUCCCGGAGCCAGGACGAGGAGUCUCGCACCGCCCGGGUCAUCCGCAAAUGCAGCUCUCUCUUCACCAAGUUCAUCAAACAGCUGGACCAGAUCCGCUCCGCCCGCCGCCACUCGGUCAUGCUCGGCUCCAUGAACUUGAAGGAGAUCGUCAUGUGUCUGGAGGAUCUCAUCAACUACUUCGCGCAGCCUGACGCCGAGAUGGACCACGAGGAGCGUCAGAUCAAGCUGCGGGCGCUGCGGAACCGACAGGACCUGUGCCAGGAGGAGGGCAUCCUCAACCUCAUCCUGGACGCCAUCGACAAGAUCACCGUCAUCACCACCGAGGGCUACCUGGUGUCCCUGGCCGGCGAGGAGUCGGGCCAGAUGUGGGACAUCAUCAGCAACUACCUGUACCAACUGCUCGCGGCCAUGAUCAAGGGCAACCACAACAACUGCGCCCAGUUCGCCAACUCGAUGCGGCUGAACUGGCUGUUCUCGAGGCUAGGAUCGCAGGCGGGCGGCGAGGGCAUGCUGGACGUGCUGCACUGUGUGCUCAUCGACUCGCCGGAGGCGCUCAAUGUCAUGAAGGAGGAGCACAUCAAGGUCAUCAUCUCAAUCCUGGAGAAGCACGGCCGGGACCCCAAGGUGCUGGACGUGCUGCGGUCGCUCUGCGUCGGCAACGGCGUGGCUGUGCGCAGCUCGCAGAACAACAUCUGCGACUACCUGCUGCCCGGCAAGUCGCUGCUGCUGCAGACCGCGCUCGUCGAUCACGUCUCAAGCGUGCACCCGAAUAUCUACGUGGGCAAAGUGCAGGGCUCCUCCAUGUACCUGCGGUGGUACUACGAGGUCACCGUGGACCACAUCGAGCAGGCAAGCCACAUGGCUCCUCAUCUGCGCAUGGGCUGGGCCAACACCAUGGGUUACAUCCCGUACCCGGGCGGUGGCGAGAAGUGGGGUGGUAACGGCGUCGGCGACGACCUCUACUCCUUCGGCUUCGACGGAUCCCAUCUCUGGACAGGGGGUCGGAGGACGCUGGUGUUCCCGCAGGAGUCGGAGCCGUACAUCAGGAAGGGCGACGUCAUCGGCGUGCUGCUGGACCUGACUGUGCCCUGCAUCGAGUUCACGUUCAACGGCGAGAAGAUCAGGGGCUGCUUCCGGGACUUCAACUUGGACGGCAUGUUCUUCCCAGUUAUCAGCUGCUCCUCAAAGCUCAGCGCGCGGUUCCUGUUGGGCGGCGAGCACGGCCGGCAGAAGUUCGAGCCGCCUGAGGGCUUCUCGCCCGUCAGCGAGUGUCUGCUGCCCAGCCAGCAGAUGUCCAUCGACCCCUGCUUCCACUUUGGAGACCUGGCCAAGGGCGUGCUGGCCGGUCCGCUGGUCGAGCAGGAGGACCCCGUGUUCGUGCCUCAGCCCAUCGACACAUCGGCAGUGACUCUGCCGCACUACGUGGAGCAGAUCCGCGACCGUCUAGCCGAGAACAUUCACGAGAUCUGGGCGAUGAACAAGAUCGACGAGGGCUGGCGGUACGGGGAGGAGCGCGAGGACGAGUACAUGCUGCACCCCUGCCUGACGCAGUUCGAGCGGUUGCCGCCCGCCGAGAAGCGCUACGACGUCCAGCUGGCGCUCCAGACGCUCAAGACCAUCAUGAAGCUGGGCUACCACAUCACGCUGGACAAGCCGCCCAAUCGCAUCAAGUCUAUCCGGCUGCCGAACGAUCCGUUCAUGCAGCCGAACGGGUACAAGCCGGCCCCCCUGGACCUGUCGCAGGUGUCACUUAGUGGCAAGUUGGAGGAGCUGGUGGAGAAGCUGGCAGAGAACACACACAUGGUGUGGUCCAAGGAGAGGAUCCAGCAGGGCUGGACUUACGGCCUCAAUGAGGACAUGGAGAUGAUCCGUACGCCGCACUUGGUGCCGUACCGCCGGGUGGACGAGGCCAUCAAGAAGGCCAACAGGGACACGGCCAGCGAGGCAGUGCGCACGCUGCUCGUCUAUGGCUACAUCCUGGACCCGCCGUCCGAGCAGCACGACGAAGGGCCGGCCAGCGAUCUACUGAACGGGAGGGCCAACUACCGCACCUACCGUGCCGAGAAGACGUACGCCGUGAGCUCCGGCAAAUGGUAUUUUGAGUUCGAAGUGCUGACGGACGGGCCCAUGAAGGUGGGCUGGGCCCGCAUCGACGCGUACCCGGGCCGCCAGAUCGGUCAGGACGAGUCGUCCUGGGCGUUCGACGGAUACCACGAGGAAAAGUGGUGCGGGGGUGCGUGCGAGACGUACGGCCACAAGUGGCACGUCGGUGACGUCAUCGGCGUCUUUCUGGACCUGAUUGACCGCACUGUCAGCUUCUCGCUGAACGGCGAGCUGAUGAUGGACGCCAUGGGCGGCGAGACGGCCUUCUCGGACGUGGUGGGCGACGCGUUCGUGCCCGCCUGCACGCUCGGGCUCUCGCAGCGAGCCCGGUUCGCGUUCGGGCACGACGUGAAUGCGCUCAAGUUCUUCACGCAGUGCGGACUCCAGGAGGGAUACGAGCCGUUCUGCGUCAACAUGACGCGACCGAUGACCUUCUGGUACACCAAGGACCAGCCGAUCUUCGAGAACGUCGACGAGGUGGAGAACUCGCCCAUUGACGUGACACGCAUCCCGGCCGGCUCCGACUCGCCGCCCUGCCUGCGCAUCUCGCACGCCACCUUCGAGACGCUGGAGAAGGCCAACUGGGAGUUCCUGAGGCUCUCGCUGCCCGUCACCUGCCAGACCGCCUUCAUCGAUGAGGCGGAGAAAGAGCGUCGCUGGAACGAGAUCCGGAUCCGCCAGCAUCGGCUGCGGAACGAGGGCAAGCACCGGCCGCCGUCGGCGCUGAAGCAGUCCAUGCUCGAGUCCGGCUUCACCAUGUCCGACAUUAAGGACCUGCAGAACGGCUUCGACGCCGUCGAGUCGGACGAGGUGAUGAUGAACGGCGCUAAGGUGGACGGCGAGACGCCCACGCCGGCCAUACCGCGUCGAGGCAGUAAGAUGGGCCGGGCGGCGAGCGAGAUGGACAUGCAGAGAGGGCGGCCCGCGGUCGCCAGGGAGAAGACGCCGCAGCCGGAGGGCAAGAAAAAAGAGCGCGGAAAAUCUCCAUUCAGGUUCUUCAAGAAGCGUGACCAGAGCACUGAUCGCCUGGGCAAGCGGGGCAAGAGCCAGGACCGCGUGAUUCCGACCCUGGAGCUGCCGCCGGAGCGGGGCCAGCCGCUCAGCGGUUUGCAGGUCACCAAUCCGGCCGUGCGCAUCUCCCAGGCGGACAUGCGUCUGAUGCCGCCGACCAUCCCGGACCGGCUGACGCGGCAGCGGCUCUCCGUGACGAACCUGACGCAGAUGGACGGCGAGCCCGGCGCCGACGACAUCGGCGCCGCCUUUGACGCCGAGUGCCUGCGCCUCAUCAACGAGUACUACUACGGCGUGCGCAUCUUCCCGGGCCAGGACCCGGCGCACGUGUACGUGGGCUGGGUCACCACCCAGUACCACAUCCACGGCACCACCUUCAGCCAGGAGGCGGCGCGCAAGGUCACCGUCGUUGAGACGGACGUCUACGGCGAUCCGGAGGGAAGCGUGGACCGCCAUAGCUGCUACAUGGUGCGCGCUGAUGACCUGCUGGCCGAGGUGUCGGCUGACGCCUCGGGCAAAGGUGCCUCGCAGGGUAUGUCGAUCGGGUGCUUCAUCGACACCUCCACCGGCUUCAUCACAUUCACCUGCGAGGGCAAGGACACUACCAUCAAGUUCAAGAUGGAGCCGGGGGUGAAGCUGUUCCCGGCCGUGUUCGUCGAAGCGACGAGCAAGGACGUGCUGCAGAUCGAGCUGGGGCGGACACCCACUUCACUGCCGCUGUCGGCGGCUGUGCUGCAGAGCUCCGAGAAACACGUGGUCCCGCAGUUCCCGCCGCGGCUCAAGUUCCAGCUGCUGAAGCCGCAUCAAUGGGCGCGCGUGCCGAACAAGUCGCUGCGCGUGCACGCUCUGAAGCUGUCGGACAUCCGCGGCUGGUCCAUCUACUGCGAGGACCCGGUGCCCAUGCUGGCGCUGCACAUCCCCGAGGAGGACCGCUGCAUCGACAUCCUGGAGCUGAUCGAGCACGAGCGGCUCCUCAGCUUCCACGCCCACACCCUGGAGUUGUACUGCGCCGUGUGCUUCCAAUCCAACUACCGCGGCGCGCACAUCCUCUGCCACCACGUGGACGACAAGCAGCUGCUGUACGCCAUCCGAGCCGAGUACAUGUCGGGCCCGCUGCGCACCGGCUUCUACGACCUGCUCAUCGCCGUGCACAUGGAGUCUCACGCCAACACCAUGGAGGUGACCAGCAACGAGUACGUCAUCCCACUGGGGCCGGACCUGAAGGCGCUGUACGAGGAGCCGUCCAUGGCGCACAGUCUGAGCGUGCAGACCACCGAGUCGGUCCAGCCGGCCAUGGCCACCUCUCCCAUCUCCGACACCAUCGAGAACAUCAGCGAGCUGACGAUCCCGUACUUCGACUUCGAGACGGUGCGCAUCUUUGUGAUGGAGGCCCUCAAGGAGGCCUACGAGAAGAACCAGAUCCAUAACCGGGACUCAAUCGGGGGCAGCAACGAGACGCUGUUUGUGCCGCUGCUGAAGCUUUGCGACCGUUUACUGCUGAUCGGAUACCUGCGCGACGAGGACAUCCAGGACCUGUUGGUGAUGAUCGACCACGCCUCCUGGGACGUCUCCUUCGAUCCGGACGGAAAGGAUCAGCACCGGCGCGGCCUGCUGCAGAUCAAGAUGGCGGAGGGCGCUAAGCUGCAGCUCUGCUAUCUGCUGCACCACCUGUACGACAUCCAGCUGCGGCACCAGGUCGAGAGCAUCGUCGCCUUCAGUCAUGACUACGUGGGCGAGCUGCAGAAGGACCAGCUGCGCCGCUACGUCGAGAUCAAGCAGUCCGAGCUGCCGUCCUCGGUCACCGCCAGGAAGACAAAGGAAUUCCGGUGCCCGCCACGAGAACAGAUGAACUCGAUCCUGGGCUUCAAGAACCUGGAGGAGAUUGACCCGGACGAGGUGUCGGUGGGCGAGGACUUAAUCCAGCAGAUGAAGGACUUCCACACGGCCCUGAUGAGCAAGAUCUCCAUCUCUGGCGAGGAGGAAGCCGCCGGAGACGGGGAGGCGGAGGGCGGUCAGCGGAGCUCGAUGGGGGCUGCCUUCCUGAGUGUCAUCGGCGUUGUGAAGCAGGCGCAAGCCAUCGAGGUGGCCGGCGACGGCGCCGAAGAGGGGCCCGAGGACAAGUUCCGCAAGGUGCUCGUGCCCACCAUCGUCCGCUGGGCCGAGGAGAGCUUCAUCGAGGACUCCAAGCUCAUCCGCGAGAUGUUCAGAUUGCUGCUACGUCAGUACAACGCCGUGGGAGAGCUGAUGAAGGCGCUGGAGAAGACGUAUGUCAUCAACGCUAAGACGCGGGAGGACGUGGCGCUGAUGUGGCGCUUCCUCUCCAAGAUCCGCGCGCUGCUGCCCGUCCAGAUGUCCAACGAGGAGGAGGAGCUGGUCAGGAAGCUGCUGUGGUCCCUGGUGAACAAUCACGUGUUCUUCCAGCACCCGGACCUGGUGCGCAUCCUGCGGAUCCACGAGAACGUGAUGGCCAUCAUGAUGAACACGCUGGCGCGGAGGUCACAGGCCGAGAACGAGUCGGCGGCCAGCACCGAGGCGGACCACAAGAUGGCUCACGAGCAGAUGUCGACGGCUAAGGACACCUCGCACGAGAUGGUGGUGGCCUGCUGCCGCUUCCUCUGCUACUUCUGCCGCACGUCGCGCCAGAACCAGAAGGCCAUGUUCGACCACCUGCAGUUCCUACUGGAGAACUCAAACAUCCUGCUGUCACGACCCUCGCUGCGGGGCAGCACGCCCCUCGACGUCAGCUACUCCUCCCUCAUGGACAACACGGAGCUGGCGCUAGCGCUGAGGGAGCACUACCUGGAGAAGAUCGCCGUGUACUUGUCGCGCUGCGGCCUCCAGUCCAACAGCGAACUGGUGGCGCGCGGCUACCCUGACCUCGGCUGGGACCCGGUGGAGGGCGAGCGGUACCUGGACUUCCUCCGCUUCUGCGUCUGGGUCGGAGGCGAGAGUGUGGAGGAGAACGCGAACCUGGUGAUCCGGCUGCUGAUCCGGCGGCCUGAGUGUCUGGGUCCGGCGCUGCGCGGCGAGGGUGAGGGACUGCUCAACGCUAUCAACCAGGCCAACAAGAUGGCUGAGCGCAUCGACGCCCAGAACAACGGAGCGAUCGAAGCAGAUGGGGGCGCCUUCAGUAACCACCCCAAGCCCCUCAGCGACGACGACGAGGACUACAUCAACACGGGCGCGGCCAUCCUCAACUUUUACUGCACGCUGGUGGACGUGAUGGGCCGCUCCUCGCCCGAGGAGUUCCUCAUCGAACAGGGGAAGAACGAGUCUCUGCGAGCUCGCGCCAUCCUGCGUUCGCUGGUGCCACUGUCCGACCUGGAGGGUGUGUUGAGCCUGCCGUUCACCCUGCGGGACGGCGAGGCAGAGGACGCCUCCAGCAGCGACAUGCCCGCAGGCCUGAUCCCUUCUCACAAGCAGUCGGUGGUGCUCUUCCUUGAGCGCGUGUACGGCAUCGAGGACCGCGAGCUCUUCUUCCGCCUGCUGGAGUUUGCCUUCCUGCCCGACCUGCGCGCUGCCACCGUCCUGGAUAAGAGCGACGGAGGCGAGUCCGACAUGGGCCUGGCGCUGAACCGCUACAUCGGCAAUUCGAUCCUGCCGCUGCUCAUUAAGCACUCGCGCUUCUACGCCGACGCCGACAACUACUCCAGCCUGCUGGACGCCACGCUGCACACCGUGUACCGGCUGAGCAAGAACAGGAUUCUGACCAAGGGCCAGCGGGAGGCCGUGUCCGACUUCCUCGUCACUCUUACCAGAGAACUCCACCCGGGCAUGAUGCUGAAGUUGCUGAGGAAGCUAACUGUGGACGUCUCCAACAUCACCGAGUACACCACCGUGGCGCUCCGGCUGCUGACGCUACACUACGACCGCUGUGGCCGAUACUACGGCUCCCCCAACGGCCAGGGCGCCUACGGCUGCGCCAGCGAAGAGGAGAAGCGACUCACCAUGAUACUGUUCUCCAACAUCUUCGACUCUCUUGCCAAAAUGGAGUACGAUCCGGACCUGUUCGGGAACGCGCUGCCGUGCUUGACGGCCAUCGGCUGCGCCCUGCCGCCCGACUACUCGCUCACCACCGGCUACGAGGACGAGCUGUUCCGCCAGAGCACGCGCACCGACGCCAAGUAUAUUCCCCAGCCGAUCGACACGAGCAGUGUCACGCUGACCAAAGAGAUGAAUGACGUCAUUCAGAAGUUCAGCGACCACUACCAUGACGCCUGGUCGUCCCGCAAGUUUGAGAACGGCUGGUUCUACGGCGAAGAGUAUAGUCGGGACGAAAAAACGCAUCCGCGCUUGAAGCCGCCAACCAUGCUGUCCGAAUACGAGCGAGAGCGGUACCGGGACCCUGUUCGCCAGGCGCUGACGGCUCUGCUGGCGCUUGGCUGGACUGUGGAGUACGGCGAGGCGGACACGCUCAGCCCCAAGGGCUCGAUCCGGCGCAGCUCCUCCCGACAGGACAUGCCGACAACGCCGGACGCCCUCAGCGGGAACCCGGCCAACUACAACCCGCAGCCGGUGGACAUGACCAACCUGACGCUCAGCAGGGAGAUGCAGAACAUGGCCGAGCGACUGGCCGAGAACGCGCACGACAUCUGGGCCAAGAAGACCAAACACGAGCUGGAGGCGUGCGGUGCUGCCGUUCAUCCGCAGAUGGUGCCGUACGACCUGCUGACCGACAAGGAAAAGCGCAAGGACCGGGAGCGGUGUCAAGAGCUGCUCAAAUACCUCCAGUUCCAGGGAUACAAGCUGGCCAGGGCUCGAACAUCUCGCUCGGAUAGCGAGAGCCAGGAGAAGGCAGCGGCGGCGGCCACCGAGCGUCGCUUCGCCUACAGCUUGCUGGAGAAGCUGCAGCAGUACUUGGGCAGCGCGGCGCUCAACAUGAAGGUGCUGGUGCCCAGCCAGAACCUGGGCCACCGUGUCAGCUUCAAGCGGCCGUCGCGCGACGUCAAGUUCUUCUUCAAGGUGGUGCUGCCGCUGAUGGAGAAGUACUUCAGCACCAACAGGAGCUACUUCAUCGCCGUGCCGACCGUUACCAACAUGGUCGGCGCCGCCUCGCUCAAGGAGAAGGAGAUGGUCGCCAACGUGUUCUGCAAGCUGGCGCACCUGCUGCGGAUGAAGAUGUCGUCCUUCAGCAGCGAUACCCGGCUGGCAGUGCGCUGCCUGACCGUGCUGGUCAGGGCCGUCGAUGCCAGGUCCCUGGCUAAGCAGUGUCCGGAGUUCGUGCGGACGUCGAUGCUGACCUUCUUCAACCACGCGGCCGAGGACGUGGGAACAACGGUGCAGCAUCUGCAGGAGUGUCUGGUGAAGUGGGGGCUUCUCAACAUAAACGUUAAAGAGCGCGGCGGAGUGAUACAGGAGAAGUACAGCUACAUCCGCGGCACCCACCUCAAGACGUCCUCCUGUCUCAACUACGUGCAGCUGGUGCUGUUCCCCGUGCUGACCGCCUUCUUCGACCACCUCGUGGUCUGCGAGUACGGCUCCGACCUGCUCCUGGACGAAAUUCAGGUGGCCUGCUACAAACUGUUCCACGGCCUGUACCAGCUGGGCACCGACCCAAACCUUUCCAACCAGAGGAAGUUCAUCAAAGCUGAGCUGGACCGGCACCGGCCCUCGCUGGGCACCUGCCUGGGCGCGUUCGCCGCCUGCUUCCCCGUCGCCUUCCUGGAGCCCGACCUCAACCAGUACAACCAAUACUCCAUCCACGGCCGGCUGCAGGAGCGCUCGCUGGAGGCGCAAGAGGUGAUGGCUCGGCUGGAGGCGGCUGUGCCCACCCUGGACGAGAUCCUGAAGAUGGUGGAGAAGUUCUCCGAUAGCGGCGGCAAGUACGACGAGGCGCGCCACAUCGUCGACUCGCUGCUGCCCAUGCUCUGCUCGUACCUGCCGUUCUGGUGGUCCCAGGGCGCCGACAACGUGCCCAGCGAGACGGGCGCUGAGACACACAUCACCCGGGUGACGGACGGUCACAUGAACCAGCUGCUGAAGAACAUCCUGAACCUGAUCAAGUCGAACAUCGGCUCUCCGGAGGCGCCCUGGAUGACGCGGAUCGCCGGCUACGCCCAGCAGAUCAUCGUCAGCUGCAGCCAGGACCUUCUGUACGACCCGUACCUGCCGCUGGCUGAGAAGGUCCGUCGCCGCACUGAGGCUAUGUACCACAAGGAGGAGAACCUGAGAGGAUUUCUGAAGAGCACCACCGAGGACACCUCCCAGGUGGAGGGGCAGUUGCAGGAAAUGUGGUACCUUCUGGUGCGCGACAUCUACGCCUUCUACCCGCUGCUGAUCAAGUACGUCGACCUGCAACGGUCGCACUGGCUCAAGGACUGCGUGCCUGAAGGCCGAAGACCUCUACAACCACGUGGCUGUCAUCUUCGAGAUCUGGUCCAAGUCUCAGUACUUCACACGCGAGGAGACAAACUUCAUCUCCCAGAACGAGAUCGACAACAUGACGCUGAUCCGGCCCACAUCCACCGCUCGGCGCUCGACCGCGGCCACUUCGGAGCCCUCCCAGGGCCGCGGCAAGAAAAAGAAGAAGCGCGGCGACAAGAAGAAGAGCAAGGACAAGGAUGUGGCGUCGAGCCUGAUGGUGGCGUGUCUGAAGCGACUGCUGCCUGUCGGCCUGAACCUGUUCGCCGGACGGGAGCAGGAGCUGGUUCAGCACGCCAAGGAUAAGUACCUGAAGAGCAUCGCCGAGUACGAAAUAAUGGAAACGACCAAAGCGGAGCUGACCAUGCCGGAUCGGCUGGAUCCAACCGACUCGAAAUCGUGGCAGCACCACCUCUACAGUAAGCUGGGCGGUGGUGCCCGCAAGGCGGUGAUGGAGGC
Pollicipes pollicipes is the source of this 11203-nucleotide messenger RNA. It is a transcript of the gene RyR, whose product is annotated as Ryanodine receptor. Lineage: Eukaryota; Metazoa; Arthropoda; Thecostraca; Pollicipedomorpha; Pollicipedidae. The record is from RefSeq and is a predicted model, not a curated record. Gene Ontology annotation, molecular function: protein binding; ryanodine-sensitive calcium-release channel activity. The transcript is spliced from 77 exons. Bases 83 to 11050 code for a protein of 3655 amino acids. Gene Ontology annotation, biological process: striated muscle contraction; release of sequestered calcium ion into cytosol by sarcoplasmic reticulum. Gene Ontology annotation, cellular component: sarcoplasmic reticulum membrane; calcium channel complex; Z disc.